Molecule: messenger RNA, 2079 nt
Organism: Photinus pyralis (common eastern firefly)
Lineage: Eukaryota; Metazoa; Arthropoda; Insecta; Coleoptera; Lampyridae
Gene: ash2
Product: set1/Ash2 histone methyltransferase complex subunit ASH2
Exons: 9
Coding region: 74-1804 (576 amino acids)
Cellular component (GO): Set1C/COMPASS complex
Molecular function (GO): protein binding; transcription cis-regulatory region binding
Source: RefSeq, a predicted model, not a curated record
GGUCUGUGAUCUUUGGUGUGUGGUUCAGUAGAGUUGUAGUUUGUAUGUUAUUUAGAUUUUGAAUUUGUUUAUUAUGGCAGAUGAAAUAGAGAUAAAUCAAUCGCAGAAUCUUAUACCAAUUGAAAAAACAAAUGAACUUGAAACAAUUGAAGAAAAGUCUUCAGAUGUGGACAAUGAGCUAAUGCUUCAGUUAAAAAUCAAUGAAACUGAAAAGAGGGAGACAAAAUUAUUAGAAUCUCAAUUAAAUUGUUAUUGCGGGAAAGAUCGAAAUUUAAACAUUGUGGAACUGUUAUGUGCAAAUUGUAAUAGAUGGUUUCAUGAAUCUUGCAUUAGCUACCAACUGGGAAAACUAGUUCCAUUUUUAUCCAAUUAUAUAUUUCUGUGUAAAAAUUGUUCCCCAACCGGACUAGAAAGUUUCAAAAAAAGUCAAGCUCAAAUACAACAAAUGUGUGUAACAGCAAUCGCUAAUCUACAACAAAUUAGUUCAAAAGAGGGUCUAAAUCGCAUCAUGUUUAGUAAAGACAAAGAAAUCAUACCGUACAUGGAGUAUCAUUGGGAAGCAUUGACAACGACGGCUCGGAGAGUGACUCAGUCAUGGCAUUCUACAGUUCACAGGGCUCUUGUUAAAGAUAUACACAUUUUGUUUGUAUUCGAGGAAAGUAUGACUGAUGGACAAAUGUAUGGUUUAUUAUGCAAUAAUUUGACUCAAAUAAGGCCAAAUUAUGAAGCAAUGAUUAGGGGAGGCACUCUUCGAGUUACCGACAUGGGAAUUCAACAUGUGCCGGUCGUUAGCGGAGUCAAAAGCAGAAAUGCGAAAAGGAAAUUUCCAAAUGAAUUUGGACAGUUGGGUAAAAAAGGAAGGCAGGUCGAUCUUAGUGCUUUAAAGUUACCUGCACACGGAUAUCCUUUAGAUCAUCCGUUUAACAAAGAUGGAUAUCGGUACUUGUUAGCGGAACCAGACCCACAUGCACCAUACCGUCAGGAGUUUGACGAAAGCAACGAUUGGGCAGGUAAACCAAUCCCGGGAUGGCUAUAUCGAAUAUUGGUACCAAGCACGGUUUUGUUGGCUCUCCACGACAGAGCUCCACAAUUAAAGAUAUCAGAAGAUAGGUUGGCUGUUACUGGCGAAAAGGGCUAUUGCAUGGUCAGAGCAACUCACUGGGUUAAUCGUGGCAGUUGGUAUUGGGAAGCGACCAUUGAGGAAAUGCCGGAAGGUUCAGCCGUUAGAUUGGGUUGGGGGCAGGACUACGCCAAUUUGCAGGCCCCUUUGGGAUAUGAUAAAUUUGGAUACUCCUGGCGAUCAAAAAAAGGUACUAAAUUCCAUGAAUCUGGAGGUAAACGUUUCUCUAAUGGAUAUGGAGAAGGAGAUACUCUCGGUUUUUUAAUUAUUCUCCCUGAAAGGCCCAUUACAAAGCUAAUUCCAAAUACGUAUAAAGACAGGCCUUUAGUUAAAUUUAAAAGUCAUUUGUAUUAUGAAGAUAAGGACAACGUCUCGGAGUGUUUAAAAAACUUGAAACCCUUGAGUGGAAGUAGGGUCAUUUUCUUUAAGAAUGGUGAUUAUCAAGGCACCGCUUUUACGGACAUUUACAGUGGCUGCUAUUACCCAGCCGUUUCUAUACACAAAAGUGCGACAGUAUCCGUAAACUUUGGGCCAAACUUUAAGCAUUUGCCAAUGAAUACAGAACUUGAAUUUCGAGGGAUGAACCAAAGAGCAGAGGAAGCAAUCUGUGAGCAUACUUUUGCUGACAUGAUCUACUUAACGGAAAAUGAAGGCAAAUUAAGAUUAGAUAGUUUUGUUAUGUGACAAUAAUGUAACUUUUCUGUUGUUUUGUUAUUUUUUGCCAAUUGUAAUUCUACAAUUUUUAAAUAGUUAUUAAGGUAAUUAUGAUUUUGUGUAUUAGCAUGUAUUAGAGUAGAUGAAAUAAAGUUAUGGUAAUAUUAUUUUGAACGUAAACACGCUAGAAAUUGAUAAUUAAGUAUUAGUUCCAUUGUACAAUAGCAUACAAUAUUAAUGUUUCUGUUUUAGAUACCUCUAGUAUAGAUAGAUAAUAAUGCUGACAUAAUAAACGGUUUGUAUUA